Messenger RNA from Dinoponera quadriceps, 2383 nucleotides. It is a transcript of the gene abo, whose product is annotated as DET1 homolog. Gene Ontology annotation, cellular component: nucleus; cullin-RING ubiquitin ligase complex. The coding region runs from base 313 to 1980 and encodes 555 amino acids. The record is from RefSeq and is a predicted model, not a curated record. The transcript has 8 exons. Gene Ontology annotation, molecular function: ubiquitin protein ligase binding; ubiquitin-like ligase-substrate adaptor activity. NCBI's taxonomy places the organism in Eukaryota, Metazoa, Arthropoda, Insecta, Hymenoptera, Formicidae. Gene Ontology annotation, biological process: protein ubiquitination; positive regulation of proteasomal ubiquitin-dependent protein catabolic process.
UCUAGUCCAUCGUUCGUGGCGUAACUAACGUUCAAAAAUGUCUUCUAGCUACAUGUGAUAAGGAGGAAUUUUAACAAUCACGAUUAAUCCUAACCUUACGCUUUCCACUCGACUUUUUUAUUUCGACAGCUUCAGCGUUAGAUAGUGUUUCAGUGAUAAGGACAAUACGUCGACAAAGACAAACGGUGUCUUUAACUGAUAAAGACGAUACGUUGCACAAUCGUACAAACGCAACGAUCGCAAAUUUUGCAUUGCUCUCCGCGACGAUGGAUAUCACUUUCAGGCGUUAUCAACGUGCGAUGAAAUUGUAGGAUGGCGGUGAAGGAAAGUAAAAUUGAAUUCGUUACGGAUCCUUGUCCCAUCAAGCCACGUAAAAUCGGCCCGCAAAAUGUGGUGGUGCGUCUUAGACGUAGGGAAACGAUGGGCUGCCCCUUUCCAGGCACGCACGUGCAUACCGCGCGGCAAUUUUAUCAAAACGUUUUUCCUAACUUUACUGUGAUGAACGUGGAGAAGCCACCGUGUUUCCUUCGUAAAUUCAGCCCGGACGGCAAGUACUUAGUAGCCUUUAGCGCGGAUCAAACGUCUAUCGAGGUGUACGAUUAUUGCGGCGCUUCUGCUGCUGCGGACUUGAUAGCUGAAUGCGAAGGCGAAUAUAUCGGCCACAAGAACGACGAUUGCAGUUUUCACAUACGAAGUAAUAUCUUCGCGCGAUUUUUCAAGGUGAAGUGGAUUAUAAAUGUGGUACAAAGCAACGAGCAAUUGAACAGAGAAUGCAGUCUUUUCACAGACGAUGCUCGGUAUGUGAUAGUGGGUUCAGCCGCACAUAUUCCUGAUGACUUGAGGCCACACUUUUAUCAGAUCUAUACUAAUAAUGAAGCAUUGACACCAAAUCCAAGAUCACCACUGGAGGAUUAUAGUUUGCACCUGAUCGACUUACGGGGAGGAAAAUUGUGUGAUACUAGACAUUUUAAAGUAGAUAAAAUUUACCUGUCGCAUAAUCAAGGUCUUUAUUUAUAUAAGGAUAUAUUAGCAGUUUUGUCUGUACAGCAUCAAACUAUACAUAUUUUUCAAAUCCUCGAUGGCAUGUUUAUAAACGUCAGGACAAUAGGAAGGUUUUGCUUGGAAGAUGACGCGUACUUAGUUACCAGCGCAUGGCCUGGUGCUAAUUGUAGGCCAUUUAGAGACGCUACAAUAAAUAGCUUGAAGCAUAAGUUAUUAGUAUAUUUGUAUAAAAGGGCAAAAUACAUAAGCAAUGUGACAAAAGAUCCGUACGAAUUGAGGAGGUUCUAUCAAUACUUUGAUCAGCUAAAUUCCUUACGAAUGUGGAAGAUGCAGCUGUUAGACACGGACCAUAUUUUAGUGCGAUACACAAGCGAGGAGGUGGCUACGUUGCAAGCGAACGAACCUAAUGCGCAACCCGCGUUGUUGGUUGUUUACGAUAUGGUUACAGCUAAAAUUCUGGCAGCUUAUGACAAUGCGUCGACCCAACUGUUAACCCAAUUUGAAAACUUCAGUGAUUUUUUCAGGAAUGCCAGAAUGAGUACGGAUUGCCAGUACAUGUGUUCACCAUCUAAUAACAUAUAUGCCAGAUUGUUGCAACAGAGAUUUAAAUAUACAAUAAUAAGCGCUAAAUUCGGUGGCGUCACCGAGGCAACGAAACGUUUGCUCGCUCAAUUACCUAUAUGCGCUCAAUCUUAUUCUAGUUCCCCCUAUUUUGAUUUAUCACUAUUUUGCUAUGACGACAAAUGGGUAUCCAUGCUGGAACGCCCUAAAGCAUGUGGGGAACAUCCCAUACGCUUUUACGCACGUGAUUCUGGUCUCUUGAAAUUUCGAAUGUAUGCCGGUAUGUUAGGUAGAACAGCACCGACAUCUGCGAGACGAUUGGUCGCAUUCACCUUUCACCCGACAGACCCUUUCGCCAUUUCAGUGCAACGCACUAACGCAGAAUAUAUCGUCAGUUUUCACAUCAGACAUAUUUAAACCUUACUUUUUUUAAUACGUGCGCGUCAUGAUAAAGCAUGAUUAGACUUGUGACAUCUUGCUAAAACGAUUGAGAUUGUUGCCGCUAGAGUACAAAACGAAUAUUCUCUAAAAGAGCAUGUUAUAAAAUAACCAGCUAAAUCGGAAUCGAUAUGAAAAGACUUUUCUGAAAUUCAUUGACUGCUAGGACAUAAGAUGUACAAUGCGAUUUAGUACACUUUUAAUACAAUUUGAAAUUGAGAGUUAUUCGGAACUAUGAAACGUGCGAGAAUUUUGUAACAUUAUUUUUAUAAUUAUACCAAAAUGUCAUCUUUAAGAUAGAGUAUAUUGUUAGGUCUCGUUCUUUUAAACUGCAGUUUAUUGUGCCUGUGGAGCAGAAGGGAAUGUAAUAAGGUGUAGGAAG